Messenger RNA from Alternaria rosae, 5830 nucleotides. RefSeq lists its product as uncharacterized. The record is from RefSeq and is a predicted model, not a curated record. Lineage: Eukaryota; Fungi; Ascomycota; Dothideomycetes; Pleosporales; Pleosporaceae. Bases 195 to 5648 code for a protein of 1817 amino acids. The transcript has a single exon. Gene Ontology annotation, molecular function: protein binding.
CCACACGCCACACCGCUGCAGCGUCUAAUUCCAUCAUGACACAGGCUGCCGUACCAAAGCGCAAAGAAGAUGUCAAUGCUGGCGAGAAUAUAUAACCCGUCGUCUUUCUGUCUUCAUCAGAGACUUCAUUCGACAAUCUCAAUUUCAUCUUGAGGUACGCGCUUUCUACCACUUCGCACAUUGCCUUUCCAACCAUGGCGACCCAGGAGCAAAUGCCGACGAUGAUGGAGCUUCCUUCAGUUCCAGUUCGUCAUACCGACUGGAUUACUCAUGUCGCCGCUCAUCCGGAAACAUCACUGCACACCUUGCUCGAACCCUACAAGGAAUAUGACUCCAAGCUGCGCGAGGUGUUCGCUCAGCAACUAGAACACCCCGCCAUUACAGAGCCCAGCAUCCUUCCCAUAUUCACAGGCCGCGAAAGUGAACUCAAGAUCCGCGCUCGCAACCCCGAGGACGAAUCCGAGGCUGAGCGCGAGCGCUAUCUCAUGCCUCUCGACGAGGCGGAUCGCAAGCCGACUGGCUCUCCGGCAGUUGUGCAAUCGCUCAAUGAGUUCCAGACCAAUUUCCAGCUCUUCUCUGAGUCAUCUCUCGUUGACAUGGAUUGGUCCAAUGUGGUGGUCGCAGGUAGCGCUGUAGUAACUUCGUUGCUGCCGGUUCCUGAGCAACACAGCGGCUCAAAGCGCGCCCUACGCGAAUACUAUCAUCAGAAAUUGGCGCCGGCUUCCGAUGUCGACCUAUUUCUCUACGACCUCACCGAGGAGCAAGCGAUUGAGAAGAUCAAGCAGAUUGAACAACGCAUCAGGGACUCGAUCUUGACUGAGACAACCACUGUCCGUACCAAGAACGCCAUCACUAUCGCGUCGCAGUAUCCAACUCGACACGUGCAGAUUGUUCUACGAAUCUACAGAUCGAUCUCUGAAAUCCUUACAGGCUUCGAUGUUGAUUGCUCCUGUGCGGCAUAUGAUGGCAAGCAAGUCUACGCCAGUCCCCGUGCGAUCGCUGCAUACAUGACCCAGAUCAACACCAUCGACCUGACACGUCGCUCCCCUUCAUACGAGAAUCGCUUAUCCAAGUACGCACGCCGGGGAUUCGAAGUCUACUGGCCGCUCCUUGAUCGUUCGCGCAUUGAUCCCACACUGUUCGAACGCUCCUUCGGUCGCACUCUGGGACUGGCCAGGCUGCUAGUACUUGAAAAACUUCCGAAAAGUACGGACCGUGACGCCUAUGUCGACCAGCGCCGCGCUGAACGUGGCAGACCGGCUAUCAAUCGUUGGGCUACACAGAAGCUGAAAGGCGAUAUCAAGCAACAGCAUGACGAAGAUGUUGCCGAGUGGGUAGAAACUGAUGAGGUUAGCGAUUACCAUACCUUCACUAUCCCAUACGGGCCGAAGUUCCAUGCUCGGAAGAUUGAGAGGUUACUCUUUGCGAAAGACUUGCUACUGAACGCCGAAUGGAACCGCCCUAAGGACCGAGUAACUACUCUACACCGACACCCUUCCUUCUUUGGGAAUGCAAUCGAUGUAAUUGGGGACUGUUGUGGUUUUUGUCCCGAGCCAACCACACCAGAAGAUCAGGAGAUUGCGGCAGAGGAAAGCAAGAUCUAUGUAUCUGGCAUAUUGUCUUUCAUCAAAGAUAACCCUGGACGGCAAGCAAUCGGCUCUUUUCACCCUCUGACUGAUGAUGACUGGACCGAGAUGGCAUAUGUCGGCAAUACAGCGCGACUGUGUCAGGCUAUAGUGGACGGAGAUCUCGAGCAUGUCCAGGACUGGCUUAACCAAGAGGGUGCUGACCCCAACCGAAGGGACUACACAGGGCGUACUCCACUUCAUUUGGCGGUUAUGGCCUCAACUCCGCAGGUCGUUCAAGCUCUCAUCGAAGCUGGAGCUCGUAUCGUCGCUCGCAUCUUCGAUGGUAAGACCGCGCUCCAUCUCGCUGCCAUGCGUGGUGAGGUAGAGAUGGUCAGAGCUCUCCUCAUCAAGAGUGAGGCCAACGAAGAAGAAGAGGCAGAAAAAGAAGCUCUUAAGAAGAAGAACCAGACCCGUCCGGAAAUACCAGAUGCUACCAAUACCAACAACUCCGAGGAACACGCUUCCGACGACGACGAUGAGGACGACGACAUCGAUUUGCUUGAUGACGAUUCCGAGAAUGCCGACGCGACUACUGAAGGCUCAGUUGUCAAGAUCGACCGCAAAAAGUUGGAAGACCACGAUAACCUUCCAGACGAUGCGAAUGACGACGAGCCGGAUGUAUACGACGUUAAUGUAGUUGCCUGGGACGCACCGGUAUCUGCGCUUCAUCUAGCCAUUGCAAAUGGCCACACCAACGUUGUAAAGGCUCUCGUUCAGGAGUUUGGAGCCGAUGUACUAUUGCCGGUCAAGCUUGUCAAUGAUUACAACAAGUCUCCGCGCGCGGCCAUCCUGCCAGUCGUCCUCGCUUUACAGCUCUCGCCCGAAAAGGCCAAGGACAUGACUAGACUACUCGUCAGCCUGGGCGCAUCGCCGGCUCAGGGCGACACCAACCACAUCACGGCGUUGCACUACUUUGCUGCGCAUGGCGUCGAUCUGCUCACCACUUUGAUAUCCGCAAACAGGCCUGCGGCGCAACAAGCCGCCGAUCACAUAUCGCUGAGUGGCUAUUCGUUCAGACCAACUGUGAACAGUCCUCUGAAGACAGCCAUUGAACAUGGUGAUUCCGCUGGAGUUGAAGCGAUUCUAGAGUUGGGCGCGAAGCCUGAGCUUGACUUCGCCACUUACUCUACCGUUGCGAAAAACAAGGGGUUUUAUUCAACGUACAAUACUGCCGAACACAACCAGAAGGCGUUCAGAGAAAAUAUCGAGCAGCCAGUAUUUACUGCGGUCCGUCAUGAGGCACUGUCGAUAGUCUUGAAGCUUCUGGAUGCUGGAGCAGAUAUCAACAGUCUUACUCCCAAAGCUUGGUGCGCGCUGGACAAAAGCAACAACACAUACGAUAACGAUACGGGUACCCUUUUGGAUAUUGUUCGGUAUAACGUGCGGAAACUACAGACCUUCAUCGAGACGGGCAAAGUCGAUGGCCAAGAUGGGUGGUUGUGCUCAGAGGGCUGGGUAGACCGCAUUGAUAACUAUCGGCGUGCCGAGCAAUUCGCCCCGGUACCGCUCAAGGAAGAUGCUGAGUAUCUAGGAGGACUCGAACCGGGCACCUACGCUCAUUGGAUGGUGGGAGAUCAAAUCGACAGCGCCAAGUGGCGUUACGAGCGAGACCUGGAGAGCCACGAAAAGUGGAAACAGUCCCAGAAAGAGCCCGAGGGUACGGGUGAGAAGAAGUUGGCUGUCCAAGCGCUAUUGAUAGAGUUUGAAGCAUUGGAGUCGGAGCUGCUGAGACGACAGGCGAAGACCCUCAAAGAGCUGCACCCAGAUACCGAGAUCAAGAUACCUCCACCACAACAGUACAACUAUGGUAGUUAUGGAUCUGAACCUCCAAAGCCGUGGAAUCCAUUGCUCACCUUUCGGCUUUCUGACUUGACCGACGAACGGCGGGAAGCUUACCUCAAGCUGUUCCAAGCCUGCUGGGAUGCCGAUCUUCCGACGAUCAAAGAGCUUACCUUGUCGAUGUGGGGGGAUAAUCAGACUCCACUGCAAAUCGCUGUUCAAAACUCGCAGAAUUACUCGCCAUUUUCAAUCGCCAUUCUGCGAAAGCACUAUGGAAUCGCUCGUGCUAUCCUGGAAAUUGCACAUGCGCAAUAUGUACCCGAAGAGAAGCCAACAGUCAAGCACAGUUUACAGCCUCGAGACGAUGACGACGGUAGCUGUGACGAUGGUGAGGAUGAUUUCGAGAUCUAUGCUGAGAUUGUGGAUGAUCGCUUCACUAUCGAGAACAUUGGAGAGGUGCAAAGUCAAGUCAAAAGUAAUGUGACGCCACUCAAGAUGAUGUCGUGGACCUGCCCGGUGUUUCGUUUUCUCGAACAGGAUGCUGCGUCAGUCUCACCAUGGUUUCCACACCAAGAGCUUUCAGGUAGCCUUCGUAGCCAACUGCCUUUGGACUCGUCUAAUGGCAACCCGAUACCCGUCAAGAUUCCCGAGGAUGUGCGACCGCAUAGUUUGUUCCAAUUGGCAAUCUACCUGGACGAUGUCGAUCUAUUGCAAUUCCUGAUCGCCAGAGCUGAGGAGUAUACGCAACAUAAUACCGAACUCGACGAUGAGACUGCACCGAGGUUUUUCCGUUUCGACGAAGCCGAGUUCUGGUACGCGAUCCGCCUAAGUCGCACUCGCCUGUUGGGAAUCAUCAUCAAGAACACUGGGGCUGGCAUUCCUUUGGACGAUCUUGUGAAAAAGAGCGGCAUCGAGAUACCCGUGAAGCCAAAGUACUACCAAGGGCUAUCGGUUCACGGAAGGAAGCGAGCGGACUGGGCGAAUGAAGGGAGAGAGACCCAGACGAAAGCAAUUUCGGCGAAGCACCCGCCUUUACUUCAUGCUGCCCGUUAUGCAAGCUUGGAGAGUGUCGAGUGGUUCGAGAGUGACACCGCUUCGCGCUGUUACAUGGAAUUUGCGGAUAGUCAUCGAGACGAUAUCCUUAUCCAGAACUUGGCGAAGACCCAAGGCGGCUUGCAGUCGUCUAUCACAAAGUGGCUCGACCUACGCUCGCAUCUACUGCUCCAUUCGGUGGUUUUGGGCAAGAAGGGUGAAGGGUCUGUCAGCCUGCUUCGGCAUCUAUGCAAAACUCAUCCUAAAGCGAUUGAACAUCGUUCUGCGAACGGCAUGACGCCUCUGCAGCUUGCUUUCUCUAAGCACCGUAUCGAGAUGGUCAAGGUUCUUCUGGAAGCUGGUGCCGAUCAAACCACACGUGACAACGCCGGAGCGAACAUCAUCCACUCAAUCCUGCACGACAGUUUGCAUUACCAGAUGAGCCUAGAAAAGCUUCGCGAGCUUUUGGCGCUCAUCGACACUCGCCUUCUCUCCAGCCUGUUCACCGAACGCACAACGGCGGCUCCUGGCGCAGCUACACCUCUUGCACGUUGGCUUCACGUCGCUCUACCCUCUAACUCAUCGGGCUUCAACUCGGAGAGCCACGAGAACAUCCUCAAACUCCUUUUCGAGCUCAACAAAGGCGACGACCUGGGCAUCGUCAACGGCGAAGGUGAUACGCCUGUCCACCUUGCCGUACGGCGCGGUGCCGAUCAAGUCUUGCGCGUUAUGCUCCAGUGCCGUCCCGACCUUCUGUUCCGUGAGAACGCAUCAGGACGUACGCCGUUUGAGAUGGCAGAAGAUACGUAUCUAGCUCAAGAGGUCUUCAGCAACCCUCCGCCUCCCAGCGAGGCAGGGCGAAAUCGUCGUCACAAUCUUGGGGGCGCAAAUCCCAAUGUGCUUUCACGACAUGCGGGAUCCUUCGUCGAAAAGCCCCGAGAUACUCGACAUGCUCCGGCGAAGGUGUGGGAAGUUUGCAAAAAGUUUGCCGAGAAGAGUCAAGGACAGAAGAGGAAGCUGGUUAGUCUAGUCGAGGCAAAUGAAGUUGCGAAGCGACUGGCAUUGCAGAAGCGGAAUGAGUCUUCGAGGCAGGUGAGAGGGAGGCGGCUCAGGCUCAGGCUCAGGCGGGGCAGAGGUGAAGAUGCCGACGAAGAUGAAGAGCUUGUCGCAGGCGACGAGGUCGAUGCCUGGUUUGGACUGGCCCUUUAAGCGGAUCGCCAGUGUCCGCCAGCCGGUUGCAUGUCUUGUUGGCACGUGCGCUUAGUUUUACCUGAGACGAAGAAUCUGGGGAUGAGGCGCCGAUCUAGCGAGCCCCUAUUUUGAUACAACGAUAAGAACAUAUUCUCCGGCUACCAACGAAUCCGUGUUCCGAACGCGAAUCUGGCCAAGCA